AUGUCGUCCAAGAUCGUUGGAGCUCUUCAGGGCACUCUUUCCAAGUUGAACGCUAUCCAAAAGCCCGUUGUCUACAACGCCAAGGUUGCCGCUGAGGUUGCUAAGCAAGUCUAUGUCAAGGAAGGCAUGCAUUUCCCCUCUGGUGCCCAGUUUGCCGAAGCUCAACAAAUUGUUCAAAAGAACCUUAAGCCCUCGAUCUUCAAGAACCUUACUGCUGGUGAUGUCGUCAAGGGUGGCGUUGUUGCUGCCGAACUUUACACCUUCUUCCUUCUCGGUGAAAUCGUUGGUCGCAGAAACUUGAUCGGCUAUGACGUUGAAUCUGUGGAUGCUCAUGCCCACUAA
Molecule: messenger RNA, 342 nt
Organism: Lichtheimia ornata
Lineage: Eukaryota; Fungi; Mucoromycota; Mucoromycetes; Mucorales; Lichtheimiaceae
Exons: 2
Coding region: 1-342 (113 amino acids)
Biological process (GO): proton motive force-driven ATP synthesis
Molecular function (GO): proton transmembrane transporter activity
Source: RefSeq, a predicted model, not a curated record